AAGCAAGUACAGGAAACACCACGUCGGUCGUUGUUCUCGACUCCACAUCAAUUUCAGAUCAAAUUAAAUCGGCAUUUUUCUUGGCUCAACCUCAAACCUAUCGGUUUUUUAGAGAUUUGUUUAACAAAUAAACCAUAAUCCUUAUGUGAAAAUAGAAUUUCCCUAAUUGUUCGUUAUUCAAAAUCAUUUUUCGUCUUUCCCAGCAUAAGCAAGAAAAAAACGGUUUUGAAGAAAAAGCCUUUUUCAAUUUUCAUAUUGCUCACAGCUCACGCAACCCUGUUAUCGCAUUUACGAGACAACGCGGAAAAGAGAGGGCAUAUAUGGACUACACGUUUAAAAAACCCACGGCUACGGCAUUCGAGUACGAGCAUACGACUCAACGAUUUUCCUCAACUCGUGCAUGAUUUCCCAUCUCUGUCUGACCCACAUCGAUUGCACUCGAAAAGUUAAAAGAACGUGAGUGCUGAGCGAGAUAAAAGAAUUAAUAAAACUGCACGAACGAAACAACAGCAGAACACACGUAAACGAAAACGAAAAAACGACAGUGAGAUGCCGCCAUUUUCAUUAAUUCCACAUUCUUUCGUCGAUUCUUCUCUUUCAGUUACGUUUCGUCGGUGAGACUCGCGAGUGUUGUUGAAUCGAAAUCGAGUGUUUGAAAGAAAUUCAUUAUUUUUAUAUUCGAUGCGCGACAUAUCUGUGCUGUGCUGUGUUUUUGUCCCCGCAGUCUUUUAUAAUCACACCAAACCCAACACCAAUUAUUAAUUGAUUUAAACAAAAGAACAAAAUAAUCUCAAUCUGAACAAAAGUCGCAACCAAGUUUUCUUUCCUUUUUUUGCAUAAAAUUUGUUGGCGCCGCUGCUGGGAGCGCAAACCUUUUCAGCUUGCUCUAGGUUUUCUUUUUUUAUUUUUAUUUUUGGUUUUUCUUGUUCAAUGAUGAAGAGAAUUGUUCAAACGACGACGGCGACAAAUAAUCGAAAGGUGUACGGCGGUGCAACAUCACAACAACAAACAGUCAACUCAACAGACAUGAAUCCAAUGAACAGUGCAGUGCGAAAAAUACACAAUUUAUUAUCGAGUGGCGCUGUGACCGUGACUGGGCCAAAUCAGCCGCGAAUCUUAAAACAAAAAGUCGGCGCUACCAUUGUUUCAUCGACAACAAAUUCAGUAACAAACAAUGUACAACAACAACAGCAACAAAACAGCACUUCCAACAGCAAUAACAUUUUGGGUAGAUGCUACAUAUGUGACGAUGCAACAAAUGGAACUCAAAAUCAAAUGCUCACAGACAUGGUCACCUCACAUACCAGCACCAAGUUUCCCAAUAAAAUUGGUCAACUGGUCGGUGAUGCGUUUAUGGUUAUUGUCAGUGUAGAAGAUGUGGUUUGUCCAAGGUGUAACAAUCUGAUAAACUACUUGGAUCGACUUGAAAACGAUGUGGAGCGAGUUCGUAAUAAUAUUAUGAAUUUGCUGCAUAAGAAGUAUGGUUUAAAUGAUGAUUCGUCGUCGUCAGCAUCUAUAGCGACAUCAUCUGUAACAACAGCAGCUCAGACGUUAUCCAAUGUUGGUGGUGGAAGUGUGAGCAAUGUUGGUGGUGUGAGUGGAGUUGUGAAUCAGCAAACAUCGGCGUCAGCUUCACCGCCCAUUAAAAUGCAAAAGCUCAAUAGCGGCAAUGUAGUUAACCGUGUUGUUAACUUAAAUGACGAUGGGGCAGAUGCUCGAUCUAGAAAAGUGAGUGCUGUUCAACAAAUCAAAAUAACACCGCCACAAAUUCAACAACAGCAGGUAGUACAGCAGCAGCAACAACAGCAACCACAAAUGCAAAAAAAAACAACAACCAAAAUUUACAAAUGCUUGUCGUGCGAUUUCAAAACUCAAGAUUUGAAGCUAUUCAAUCCGCAUUACGAAACAUGCAAACAACAAAAUUUCCACUGCAAAAUGUGCAAAAAGAUGUUUUCGAAUUUGAAUGCUAUGAAACAACAUAUGACGGAGAAGCAUAAUGCAACACCAUCACAAGCCAAUACAAUUGCCACCAAUUCACAAAUUCAGCAACAGCAAUCUAAUAUCGAUGUGCACUCGUGUCAAUUGUGUCAGGUGAAUUUCACCAGUGAGCUGGCCCUCAAGAAACACAUGGAAGUCAAUCACAAUGAAUACAAAUUGGGUGAAACAACACAGCUCUAUACAUGUAAUCACUGUCAAUUCAAGUCCACGGACAAGCAGAUCUUUGACGAGCACAUGCGGAAGCACGUCAAACCAAAACCGUUCAAAUGUCGCCUCUGUUCGACCAGAUUCGAAACUCGUGAGCAAGCAACUAUCCACGCUAAAGCCCAUCAGCCUAAUAUCUUUAAGUGUGGAACUUGUUCACUGUCGUUCCCCAAGCGUGAGAUGCUGGUAAAGCACUUUGAAAGUCAUCAGACCAAGGCACAACAGCCUCAACAGCAGACACAGCAAGUUACCCAAAUUAUCACACAACAACAACAGCAACAACAUCAACAACAACAGCAGCAGCAACAACAACAGCAGCAACAAUCCCAGCCCCAUGUUAUAACUACGCAAAAGCUGUUGCAGGAGACAAUUGACGAGGCUCUGAGUGAAUCCUCUGAGGCUGGUGUGGAUUCCAAAGCUAUUCGAUUCUUCACAUGUCACAUAUGUUCGUUGACUUUCAUCCAAGAAAACUACUACAACCAACACAUGGAAACACAUAAGUCGCAAACACAAAAGAAGACCGCCUCAUCAGCGUCCUUAACAUCAACUGUCUCUAGUGCAGGCGUAAGCACGACCUCGUCCACAUCAUCGGCGACCGUCAGCCAGAGUCUAAUUCGAGGCGAUGGCAAGGACACCAGCGAAGCCGGUAAUAUGGUAAUGAGCUCUAAUUCAAACAACACAGCGUCAAUAUUGGAAGCAGACAUUGAGAGCAUUUUUGAAAAAAUGCAUUCCGAUAAGUCUGACAAUGAUGUAGGCGGCAACGGAACAGCUGCUGGGGCAGGAGGAGAUGGAGCAGGAGGCGAUAAUCUGGUAAUCACGAGUCAAGAGAAUGCUGUCGGUGGAAUAACCUUCAAUAUUACUAUCCCACAGCCAGAUUCUGCUGAACAGGGCAAUGAGGGUGAUGUAAAACAACAACAACAACAGCAGCAACAACAACAACAGCAACAAAGAAGUGGCGACAACUCCUCAGCACCGGUCGCUGUAAGCAUUGAUAUGCCGGUGUUAGAUCAUCCGGACGAGGGCAUCGAUAAGUCGGCAGAUUCAAGUGAGAAACCAUCCUCCACCGAUGAAAGUUCGAAAAAACCAAGUAGUCCUGCAGGCGCAUCAGGAUCGGCCGCCCAACCAGUAAGCAUGCCAAGCUUAGAUGAUGAUAAUGAGGCUCAUGACAGUAAUAGUCAGCACUCGACUCCAACAAUGGAACAGCAGCAAUCACAGCAAGAAACACAGGUUUCCGCUAACACAGAAUCAGAAGAGCAGCAGGAAGCUCAGCAACAACAACAGCAGCAACAAGAACAGGCUGAGCAGAGUCAAAAUGAAGAAAACCAACAAAAUAUGGCGAAUGCCGAUCAGGUUCAAAUGGAACUGGAUGAAAUGCAAGCCGGUGUCGAAGGCGGUCAAAUCAAAUUCAUCCUCAACGAGAACGGUCAACUGCUGCAGCUGGACAACCACAUCAUCACCGAUGCCGAUGGCAACCAGAUCUUGGUUCAAGACAGUGAACAGAUUCAACAGCUUUUGCAGAGUGUUGGUGUGCUACAGACCAGCGACGGUCUGGAUGGGGAGACCCUUCAGAUGAUCGGCGACAACAAUCAAAUGGUGAUUGUGCAGCAAGGCGACAAUGAGCCACAGCUUAUCGAUGCAUCUCUACUUAAUGCCGACGGGCAUAUCGUCAUCCAACAAGGACAGGACGGAGAGUUAGGAGAGGGCGCGCACGUUAUUGGUGAAGGUGGUGUUCGAAUUCCCGUCUCGGUCUCGUACACUGCCGAUGGACAACCUAUUGUGCAAGUCACUCAACAGCCAGACGGCGUUGAUGGCAAGGAAAUGGAAGGCACAGUGAUUACCACCACAGCCGGUGGUGAAACAGCCGUCACUCAAAGCCUCUCCCAAGCGCCCGGAAGUUAUUUCGCGUUAGAAGACUUGAUGCAGCAGCCUGAACAAUCAAAAGCCUCGGAUUAGACGUUUUUGCAUUGAACAAGCAGACAAAAUAUUAGAUGCUGCGUCUCCUCGUUUUGAGGUCAAGAUGAGGGUCUGGCGCCCAAUGAUUGCAAAAUAAAAAUGGGUAAUUGUAAAAAAAAAUCACCAUACCAUUAUCAUCAUCUCUAAGAAAAAGGAUAAAAUUGUUAGAAUUUAUUCGAACGUAAAAAAACACUAAUUUUAAAAAACCCUCCCCCCUUCUUGUAAUGUAUAUAUUAUAAAAUAUUAAUUUAAAUAUUUUUUUUCGGCUCGGUUUUGAAUUCUAAAUACACAAACUGUUCGCUAUGCAUAGAAAAAAAUAUGGUUUAAGGUCGCUAGUGUGGUAUCUCUUAUUUUUACCCCAAAAGCAAGAAAAUAAAAUUAACUUUUACCUUCAAAAAAAAAAAAAAAAAAUAGAAAAACCCCGCGGACUUAACACAAAUUGUCGUUUUAAGGAAUCAAUGACUAAAUAUGCAUUAAAAAGUAAACAAAUUAUAUUUGAAAGAAUUAAAUAUUUACCAACACUAUUUUAUCAUCAUCUAAUAUUAUUAUUAUUUUGUAAUUAAGCUACAAACUGAUUUCAGUUGUUUCAAAAAUUUGUUUUGAAAGAAAUUUUGAACAAAUGAUUUUAGAAAAAAAUACAAAAAAAGUAAAAAAAAAUACAGAAAACAAAAAUCAGUUUAGACCGUUAUUUUCACCCGAGUAUAUAAGAGACAAAAAAAAAGAAAUAUAUAUAAUAUUAUAAUUAAAAAUGUUAAAUAUAAGUAGUCAUUAUAUAGAAUAUAACCCAAAACAAAAACAAUAAACGAAAAAAAAAAAACUAAUUAAUAAAAAUAUUCUUAUAAAAUGUUUAUUUUUGAUUUUAACCAACAAAAAAAAACAAACAACAACGCUGUGUAUAAACUUAUUUAACGUAUUGUUUUACUUUCUUCAUUUAAACAAAGAAAAAUAAAAGAUAUACAUAAAAUCACUCCUUUCCAAAUGAUGAUUAAUCGUUGAAAAAAAAACAACAUAGGGUAAAACAAAACAAGAAAUAUUACCAAUAAAACAAAAAUAUGCUUUUCUUCUAUUAAAAAAAAAAAAAUAUGAAACUGUUUAACUAGCAAACAACAACAAAAAAAGUAUCAUUUAAAUAUUUUAUUUUCUGAUUCACACUGGCAAAUAGAUUUUUAAAGUAUGUAAUUGCCAAUAAUUCAUUUAUAUGCAAUUGAACUUUAUUUAAACUUAUUAUACAACAGGUAAGAUAUUUCAAAGAGAAAUUAAGAAAUAAAAAUUGAGAAACGAGAACAAAAUGUUGUUUUAUUUU
Molecule: messenger RNA, 5458 nt
Organism: Eupeodes corollae
Lineage: Eukaryota; Metazoa; Arthropoda; Insecta; Diptera; Syrphidae
Exons: 4
Coding region: 931-4155 (1074 amino acids)
Biological process (GO): regulation of DNA-templated transcription
Molecular function (GO): DNA-binding transcription factor activity, RNA polymerase II-specific; RNA polymerase II cis-regulatory region sequence-specific DNA binding
Source: RefSeq, a predicted model, not a curated record